UUUUGUGUUUCCAGCCGGUUGACAAUUGAGCAAGCACCGGUCACAUCAUGGCGAGACACCUUCGCUUCAUUGCGCGGACAGUGAUGGUUCAGGACGGCAACGUUGAUGCGGCGUACAAGACUUUAAACAGGGUCCUUACUCAGGAUGGGAUUAUUGAAACGGUGAAGCAAAAGCGCUACUUCGAGAAGCCCUGCCGAGAGCGACAGCGGAAGAACUUUGAGAACUGCAGGCGGAUCUACCACACGGAAAUGGCCAGAAAAAUUGCCUUCAUCUCCAGGACAAAUAGAGAGGAUCCCUGGCUCGGCUGCUAGUGAAAUGGAGUGUGAUGGAACAGGACGUUAUCAAUGGACUGGUUGAGAUGGGCCCAGCAAAGUGGAAGAAGCAAUCAAUACAAUGUCACUGUCACAUCUAAAUGGACUUUGGGAAUUACUGAGAAAAGUAGCUUUCAUCUUGUCACAUUGUGUCACCACAGUAAAAGGAAGAAAACAUUUGUAGAAGUACAUUCAUUGUCAAAUCAACUUUGGACAUUUUUUCCCUUUUCUGCACAGAAUUUGGCAUGAAACGUGUGGUGCUUGUACUGAGAGGGAAACCUAUUCAUCAUUGUUGGUUGUAAUGAGCCGGUUAAUGAAUACUUGGUUGAUGACAUUUUGUGUUUUGACUCUUCCCACACAAUCUUACUAAUGAAAACCUAAUAAAUGCGUGACAAUUUC
This is a messenger RNA of Micropterus dolomieu (smallmouth bass), 710 nucleotides long. RefSeq names its product mitochondrial ribosomal protein S21 (gene mrps21). Gene Ontology annotation, molecular function: structural constituent of ribosome. Bases 48 to 311 code for a protein of 87 amino acids. The record is from RefSeq and is a predicted model, not a curated record. Gene Ontology annotation, cellular component: ribosome. NCBI's taxonomy places the organism in Eukaryota, Metazoa, Chordata, Actinopteri, Centrarchiformes, Centrarchidae. Gene Ontology annotation, biological process: translation. The transcript is spliced from 2 exons.